Messenger RNA from Drosophila busckii, 593 nucleotides. RefSeq names its product histidine triad nucleotide-binding protein 3. The record is from RefSeq and is a predicted model, not a curated record. The coding region runs from base 39 to 458 and encodes 139 amino acids. The transcript is spliced from 3 exons. NCBI's taxonomy places the organism in Eukaryota, Metazoa, Arthropoda, Insecta, Diptera, Drosophilidae. Gene Ontology annotation, molecular function: catalytic activity.
GUAGCAGCUGUUUUGUUAUUUGUAAAUAAAUUUUAAAAAUGUCUGAACAACAAAAUUGUAUUUUCUGUGAUAUAGUAUCAGGCAAAACAAACACUGUCCUCGAGGCGGAGACGGACGAGUGUGCAAUAUUCAAGGACAUAAGGCCAGCAGCCAAGCAUCAUUAUCUAAUUGUACCGCGGCAACACUAUGACAGUCUAAAGGUUCUUGAUAAAUCGCACGAAAAUAUGGUGUGCUGCAUGGAGGAGGACCUAAAGAACUUUUUUAAAUCAAAAGGCAUAUGCACAAAGGAUGCGUUAUUUGGUUUCCAUUAUCCUCCGUUUAUAUCUGUAAAGCAUCUGCAUAUGCACGGGAUUGCACCGCGUUCAGAGAUGGGUUUUAUAUCCCGUAUGGUGUUCAAGCCAGCUUCACUUUGGUUUAAAUCGGCUGGCGCUGCAAGGGAAUAUUUGAAUCAAAAGUAACAGCGCCAACAAACAAGCUGCCAUACAAUUUACCAAAAAUUCACAAUUUAAGUUAAUAAUACAGACUCGGAUUGGAGUCAGUCAUUUGUUGCAAUAUUUUACGCAUUAGUACAAAACGCAAACAACUAUAAAUGA